GUUCGUGAGCGUUAAACGAAGCCAAGCGACAGUGAAGAAGAGAAACUUUAUUCGAAGCAGGACAGAGCAGCGCUCACUUUGCACAAUCUGCAGGGCAUCAGUCUGGAUUACAGAUAUUAUUUGGAGAAGAUACCGUAUGCAACGCUAUUGCGGGAGUGGAUAUAAUCGUUCUUUUCUGUGAAUUUUACGUCUGCCAGUUGUAGUUGGUGUGCAGUUAUUGCAGUUUCCGGAUAUUAGUGUCACAGGAAAGACUGUGGAGGCACAGCCGUGGGAUUAGCGAUUUUUGUAUUGAUUUGUACAACACAUGCGUUAAUUUAUCAGCAAAACGUUUAACAGACGAUGAAGUUACGCAGGUAACCAGGGUGAGAACACCGCCGAGCGAGUGAAGCCGAACGCUACGCUCGGGUUCAUCGAGGUCACUUCCUGAUGAUGACAGUAAACAUGGGUCCCACACAGAGGGUGUCCUCACUCACACACACACAAACAGAUGACGGUUUCCCCGCUGGACCAGGACAUCACAGGAACUCACCAGAUGACGAAGAGGCACUCAACUCCAUCAUGAAGGACCUGGCUGCCCUGGGCCGCCGGUGCGUUCACCUCAACAGCAGCAAGCCCAACAAGAACAAGUCUUUGCUAUUUAAACAGGAUUUGCGGGUGAAAUUGGAGCAUGAGAGGGAAAAACGAAUUCUCCUGUUCCAGAGACCGCUGAAGUUCAGGGAGCUCCUUCAGAAAGUGACAGAUGCCUUUGGACAGCAAAUGGACCUGUUCUAUGCUGACAGAGAGCUCCUGCUUCCUUUAAAGUGCCAGGAAGACCUGGAUAAGGUAGUGCUGAGCUUGGACAGCAGCCCCACGGUCAACAGCCUGCUGAGAGUGCUGCUCAAGACCCCCAAGAACAACAAUCAGCAGUUUUUACAGGUCAACAGCAGAGUGGAAAAACAGAGCGAGAUGAGGUCGUCCAAGUCUUUAGGAGAUCUAAAGGGCUCCCUGUUCAAAGGCUCGGAGCGGGUGCGCAAACAUUCCACAGGCUCCCUGCACACCGGGCGUACCUCACCUCCUCCGGGCAGUGUCCCUGAAGAGCAGCAGCAGAUUGCCCGGCAGGGCUCCUACACCAGCAUCCACAGCGAGGGGGAGUUUAUCCCUGAGACCCAUGACCCAAAUAUUAUGGAGCCCUUUGGAAGUGCAGAGGAUUCCCUGUCCAGCAGCUGUCAGUCACUGAACCAAUCAUUGGACAGCCCUCCAUUCUCCCAGGCCAACAGGGACAAUAAUUACCUGAACCUGAGCUACGAAUACAACGGUCGACACUGUAAAGGUGGAACCUUCCCCAGGCAGUUUCACCUGUCCAGUCGAAGCAAGGACUACAACGAUGGUCGGAGGACAUUCCCCCGCAGUUUCAUGCCUCAGGAGAACCUGUUCCAGCUUGUCCCAUCCAGCCGCACGCGCAGCUACAACGGGGACGGCCCGCUGCAGUACAGCGACUGGACGCCCAACAAGAGCGCCCAGUGCAACGCCCCAAAGUCCCCACAGGCGCCAGUGAACUGGAGGCUGGGAAAGCUGUUAGGGCGGGGUGCAUUCGGGGAGGUCUACCUCUGCUACGAUGCUGACACGGGCCGGGAGCUGGCCGCCAAGCAGGUGCCCUUUGACCCCGAGUGUCAGGAGACGAGCAAGGAAGUGAACGCUCUGGAGUGUGAGAUCCAGCUUCUGAAGAACCUGCGACACGAGCGCAUUGUCCAGUACUACGGCUGCCUUCGGGACCCCGAGCGCAAGAAGCUCUCCAUCUUCGUGGAGUUCAUGGCAGGGGGCUCAAUAAAGGACCAGCUGAAAGCUUACGGAGCUCUUACAGAGAAAGUGACGCGCAGAUACACUCGGCAGAUUCUACAGGGGGUCCACUAUCUCCACAGCAACAUGAUUGUGCACAGAGACAUUAAAGGUGCUAACAUCCUAAGGGAUUCCUCUGGGAAUGUGAAGCUUGGAGAUUUCGGUGCCAGCAAACGCAUCCAAACAAUCUGCAUGUCUGGAACAGGGAUCAAGUCUGUCACCGGCACCCCCUACUGGAUGAGCCCAGAAGUGAUCAGUGGCGAGGGAUAUGGACGGAAAGCUGACGUCUGGAGUGUGGCCUGCACGGUGGUAGAGAUGCUGACGCAGAAGCCACCGUGGGCAGAGUUCGAGGCCAUGGCUGCCAUCUUCAAGAUUGCCACGCAGCCCACCAAGCCUGCACUGCCUGAGGGCGUGUCUGACUCAUGUAGGGACUUCUUGCAGCAGGUGUUUGUGGAGGAGAAACGACGUCCCACAGCCGAGGGGCUGCUUAGCCACCCCUUUGUCCAAGGCAGCUUCUAGACCCGCCCUCUCCACUCCCCAUGAUCUCCACCACCGCACGUGGCCUCCCUCUCAACACUCCUCCUCUGCCUCCCAUUGACAAUCACCUCACUGCCUUUCAGAGUCACCUGAACCCACGUCCCUCACCAGCCACGUCGCAACAGGACCAGCACCAAUGAGAACCACAUUGGGUCUGAAUGCAGGGCGAUGCCUUAGCAGUGUAACGCUUCGUAUUUGUACUAGGUUGCAGCAGUGAAGACUGGCUGGGCUGUUUGCAUUUCCACCUCACAAAGACCAAACUGUCAAGCGACGCGCCACCACAAAACAUGUGGAUCAGCGAUUCCUCGGAACUGUUGUUCUGCGUUACCCCUUAAUCCCAGGUAGACUCCUGUCAUGUCAAGAAUUUGCUCAAGACAGAAACGUUCUGGUUUAUUCUGCAAAACUGCUGUCUGGGUGAAUACAUUCUCAGCAAAUCAAUUGCCUUUUUUGUGUUGCAGGAAACGGCAACAAUUAAAAAUUGCUUAUUUUGGUCAUGUCUCAUAAGUACCAGUUAGAAAGCCUUGGUAAUCAUUAGCCACCUCUAUGUGACUGACUGGAUGAUAAUAUAUGAACGUAUACAGUAUGACGACAGAUAUAUGGAUGGUGUGACUUUAUAUUCAUUAACUUCAGAGGAAUGUAAUGUACUCUGAAUUUACACUGAUUAAUUGAAUCAUAGACAAAUUUGGAAAACCAGUGUCCAGAUUUUCCUGAUUUGCCAUUAGAAGAUUGCACACCCUGUGUUACUGUAACAUUCAAAGCACUCACCGUCCAGUUGGAAAGGCUUUCAUAUACGAAACCCUCAAUAUUUGCCCAAGUCCAACAUCCGAACAUUUAUCAUGCACUUUUUAAACAUAUUCAUUAGAGAGUAAAUAUGUAUAAGAUUGAAAAAUGAAAAAUAUUUUUGGAUGAUGAAGAAAAAAAAAACAUUUUGUAAUUUUAUAAUGCAGGUGAAAAUGCACAUUUUUGGUUUGUUACGUUUACAGAAAGAAAGCAAACCUUUUGCAUUGUUUCAAGAGGAUACAUAGUGUGAACUGUUAAA
Molecule: messenger RNA, 3391 nt
Organism: Megalops cyprinoides (Indo-Pacific tarpon)
Lineage: Eukaryota; Metazoa; Chordata; Actinopteri; Elopiformes; Megalopidae
Gene: map3k22
Product: mitogen-activated protein kinase kinase kinase 22
Exons: 19
Coding region: 427-2334 (635 amino acids)
Biological process (GO): protein phosphorylation
Molecular function (GO): protein binding; protein kinase activity; ATP binding
Source: RefSeq, a predicted model, not a curated record